Molecule: messenger RNA, 1162 nt
Organism: Peromyscus californicus insignis
Lineage: Eukaryota; Metazoa; Chordata; Mammalia; Rodentia; Cricetidae
Gene: Ndufs4
Product: NADH:ubiquinone oxidoreductase subunit S4
Exons: 5
Coding region: 35-562 (175 amino acids)
Biological process (GO): electron transport chain
Source: RefSeq, a predicted model, not a curated record
CGUCCUUCCCAUCCUGGCGUUUGCCCGCAGCAAGAUGGCGGCGGUCUCAAUGUCAGUGGCGCUGAGACAGGCGUUGUUGGGGAGAAGGGCAGUGGCUACAGCUGCCGUUUCCGUCUCUGGAGUUCCAUCCAGGUUGUUGAGCUCAUCCACAUGGAAGCUGGCACAGGACCAGACUCAGGACACACAGCUCAUAACAGUUGAUGAAAAACUGGAUAUCACUACUUUAACUGGUGUUCCAGAAGAGCACAUCAAAACCAGAAAGGUCAGGAUCUUUGUUCCUGCUCGCAACAACAUGCAAUCUGGAGUAAACAACACAAAGAAAUGGAAGAUGGAGUUUGAUACCAGAGAGAGAUGGGAAAAUCCUUUGAUGGGUUGGGCAUCAACGGCUGAUCCCCUCUCCAACAUGGUUCUAACCUUUAGUACCAAAGAAGAUGCAAUUGCCUUUGCAGAAAAAAAUGGAUGGAGCUGUGAUGUGGAAGAGAAGAAGGUUCCAAAACCCAAGUCCAAGUCGUACGCUGCAAACUUUUCUUGGAACAAAAGAACAAGGGUGUCUACAAAAUAGGUUGGCACUGCUGCAUUUCCCCUUGACUGUGAAUAAAGUCAGCUGGGCACUAUUUAUAGUCCGUGGAUAAUGCACCUCUUAAUCUCCUAAUAAAUGUGACCUUUGAACCACAGGUACACGUGGCAGUUUCUGUUUUUAUUGUUUGUGAUGUCUCACACUGAACACAUUACAAUUUCCUGCAGAGAGAGAUUGGAGGUGUUCAUCCUCUAGGAAAUCAUGGCAUUUAGAAUCUACUAAAGCAGAUGCCUGAAAACAGCUACCGCCUAGGUGUUUUCUGGUUGCUUUUUAGAGCCACUCCCAAAUCAGUUCUGUAUAAACUCCAAGCCGUCAUUACUAUCCUGUCUGAGAAACUCUUUUGCCACAGGUAGAGGAGUGCAUGGUUAUUGUACAACCUGAUAACCCUCAACCUAACUCCCUUCCAGCAAACAUUCUCCUUUUCAAUUGCAGCUUUCUAUUUUCUCAGUGCUUAUGGAAGUAAAUGGAUUUGUCCAUACCACGUUCUGCCUUAUGACAUGUGCUGAUUGUGAGUGCUUCUGGUGGAGAUUUUUUUGUUCUUCGAAACCAAAUAUUCAAAACAAAAUAAAACCGAGCGUUUUGGGA